Aureobasidium musti is the source of this 390-nucleotide messenger RNA. NCBI's taxonomy places the organism in Eukaryota, Fungi, Ascomycota, Dothideomycetes, Dothideales, Saccotheciaceae. The record is from the annotation of a GenBank genome assembly.
AUGGGCUGGUACUCGCUACUGCCAACACACCUGAGCGACAUUGAAGGAUGGAUCUCGAGCAUCUUUGUUCGUAUCUUUUGCUUCCCCAUCAUGCAAACCUAUAGACUAACACAUGUUGAUGCAGNNAUGUUGUUGGGCGUCGUUACAAUAGGCCCAUGGGCUCUCCUCCUCGUCUACGACUUCGUCUUCUACGUAUACCGCUCCUGUGCCUAUCAUACCCCUGUCAUCGGCGGCAAAGCCCAAGGGAGAAGGCGACCGCGCGCACCCAGCUUGACCGAAAGACCCAGUGGUCAGAAGCGUGAUGCUCCGAAAGUGCCCAUACAUUCCAAUACGACGGGCAUGAAACAAGACGACCAUGCUCCCGAGAAGCGCUCACUUGGUCAAAGAUAA